Molecule: messenger RNA, 4613 nt
Organism: Pogona vitticeps (central bearded dragon)
Lineage: Eukaryota; Metazoa; Chordata; Lepidosauria; Squamata; Agamidae
Product: ovostatin
Cellular component (GO): extracellular region
Molecular function (GO): endopeptidase inhibitor activity
Source: RefSeq, a predicted model, not a curated record
UCAGGUUCCGUUCCUAUUCCUUAUACCAGGGCUGAGAUGGCUUUGUGGUUUUUCCUUGUGACCUUCCUGUUUCAUUUAAGUGCUGCAGAACCUCCAGAGCUGCAAUAUGUCCUGAUAGUGCCUUCAGUCGUCCAAAGCAGUGUUUCAAACGAGGCCUGUGUCCACCUUCUCCACCUUAAUGAGGGAAUCUUUCUGAAUGUAACUCUGGAGUACAACACAGAAAGUUAUCCGCUUUGGAAGGGAAGUGUGACACCAAGCCACUUUUCACAAUGCUUCAGUUUCACGGUUCCUCCAGCUGCUUCUAAUGCAUUAGCAUUCAUCAUUCUCUCUGCGAAGGGCUCCUCUGUCGAUAUCUAUGAAAGAAGAUCGGUGGCUAUCCGGAACAUAAGCACCGCUCUCUUUAUACAGACAGAUAAGCCCAUCUACAAACCUGGGCAGACAAUGAUGUUUCGAGUUGUUACUUUGGACUCAAAUUUCAAGCCAGUGAAUAAAGUGUAUCCAUUGAUCUAUGUCCAGGACCCUCAAGGCAACAGAAUUGCUCAGUGGCUAAACCAAGCCCCUUCGCAUGGCAUCCUCCAACUCGAGCUCCAGAUCUUCCAAGACACACAUUUGGGAUCCUACCAGAUUACAGUUCAUGAUGACGAUAAGCCAAAUUACAGCACCAGUCAGUGGUUUAGUGUGGAAGAAUAUGUGCCCCCUAAAUUUGAGGUGACUAUGGAAGCACCACAGAGAGUCUCACCUUUUGAUGAAGAAUUUGAAGUAAAUAUCUGUGCUCGGUAUACUUAUGGUAAACCUGUCCGAGGGAAAGUCCAACUCCGAGUGUGCAGAAAUCGGUAUUAUCAUCCAAGAUGUGACCGAGAUUCCAAUGGGAUUUGUGAGGUUAUUCAUACAGAGUUGGGCAAAGAGGGCUGUGUUUCCAAAACAAUCCGUACGAAAGCAUUCCACCUUUAUACAAAUCUGGAUAGGAAUCGCUUUUUCUUCGUGUCACUUCAUGCAGAAGCCAUUGUCACAGAGAAUGGAACAGGGAUCCAGAUGUCACACACCCGCUACAUCUCUGUCUACGAAACCAGGAAAACCAUAGGAUUUGACAAAAUGGAUUCAUAUUAUAAAAGGGGGAUUCCUCUCACUGGACAGGUCAUACUAAGAGAUGAAGAUGACAAACCACUUGAAGGUGGACUUAUCUUUUUAGAGUUUGAUGGAGACAUUGUGAAUAACUACACCACCGACAAGAACGGCAUUGCUCAGUUUUCCAUCCAAACAUCCAAAAUGUUUCAACCUCGCUAUAAAUUGAGAGCUUUCUAUCAACCGGAUCAGUGCACUGACUAUGGCUGGCUGGAAACCUACCAGCCAGAAGCCAUUCAUUAUGUCCAACGCUUCUUCUCCCGGAGUGAGAGCUUUGUGAAAAUAGAACCAGUAUGGGAGGAGCUGCCCUGUGGCAAGAAGAGAACAAUCACUGUCCACUAUAUCCUAAGCAAAAACCUACACAGGGAUAUACAGACCGACGACGUGUACUUCUAUCAUGCUCUGGUGGCCAAAGGUAAAAUUGUUCAAGGCGGCACGCAACUCGUCAGGACUAGAUAUGGAAAAUAUAGCAACUUCUCUAUCACACUCAACAUUGAUCAGAAGCUGGCCCCAAGAGCCAGGUUGUUAGUUUAUUCCUUGCAACCACAUUGUGAUCUGAUUGCUGACAGUAUCUUUUUGCAAAUUGAAAAAUGCUUUAGAAACAAGGUCGGCUUGACGUUUUCUGACAAGCAGGUCCUACCAGCCUCCGAUGUCAGCCUUUUACUUACAGCAUCCAACAAUUCCUUCUGUGCCCUGAGGGGUGUGGAUCAGAGUGUUCUGCUUCUGAGGCCUGGAGCAGAACUUUCUCCUGAAUAUGUGUACAACCAGAUGCCUUAUUUAGAUCUCUGGGGUUAUAACUAUAUGGGGACAAACCUAGAAGAUGACCCUAAAGAGCCAUGCAUUGAGAUACGAGAUACUUUUUUCAAUGGCCUGUACCAUGUGCCUGUGAAUGUUACCGAUGAUGGCAAUGUUUUUGAUAUUUUGGAGAGCAUGGGCCUUAAGGCUUUUACAAAGUGUACACUGAGGAAGCCUGUUGUGUGCAGAAGUGACUACGAAUGCAAGAAAAUCUCCUCAGACGAUGCGCCUCCUCCUCCUCCUCCUCCUUAUCUUGGUAGGUAUCAAGAGAAAACUGGUGCAUUUGGUGCUUCUGGAGACCGCCUGAUUGAGACAGUGAGAACCUCUUUUCCAGAAACCUGGCUUUGGAAUACAGUUCACGUCAGUUCUAGUGGGAAGGCCAGUCUUUCAUACAUUGUACCAGACACCAUCACCGAAUGGAAAGUCAAUGCUUUCUGUGUGCAAGACAGCGAUGGGUUUGGCAUGUCAGAAACAGCUUCGUUGAUCACUUUCCAGCCAUUCUUUGUUGAGCCAAAGCUCCCUUAUUCUACGAUUCGAGGGGAAGAGUUCAUUUAUAUCGCCAAUAUCUUCAAUUACCAGCCCAACUGCAUUGAGAUAAAUGCUUUCCUGGAAGAGUCUUCAGACUUCAGAGCAGAAAAGCUGUCACCAGAUAACAAUGUCUCCAUGAUAUGUGCAAAUGAAACAAUAUCCUAUACAUGGAGAAUUCAUCCUCAAAGGCUGGGUACAGUGAAUUUCACUGUAACUGCUGAAGCCAAAGCAGAUGAAGGGUCUGUUGGAAGAAGGGACACCGUAGUUCUGCCACUUCUGGUUGAGCCUGAAGGUGUCAAAAAGGAGGAGACCUACAGUUCUUUAAUUUGUGCGAAAGGCACCCCAGUCUCUGAACUGCUGACCCUGACCUUGCCUGCAAAUCUGGUAGAAGGAUCAGCCAGAGCUUCAUUUUCUGUCCUUGGUGACAUUAUGGGUACAGCCAUGAAGAACAACGAAAAUCUUCUACAGAUGCCAUACGGGUGUGCGGAGCAGAAUAUUGCUAUGUUCUUAUCCAAUCUCAUCAUCUUGAACUAUCUGGAAAAUACAAAGCAGUUAACAGAAGAGAAGAAGUCCAGGAUUGUUGGGCACUUGACUGGUGGUUACCAGAGGCAACUGUCUUACAGACUUUAUGAUGGAUCCUUCAGUACCUUCGGCAGCAGGGAUGCACAAGGAAACCUUUGGCUCACUGCUGUGGUUUACAAAGCAUUUGCACGGAGCAAGCCCCAUGUAUAUAUAGAUGACAACGUCCUCAACCAAGCACUUGUCUGGAUUGCAAGUAAACAGGAGGCAGACGGCUGCUUUCAGCCAGAUCGGACAAUCUACAACAAUGCCUUAAAGGAUGGAACAGAUUACAGACUUCUAACCACAACUUUUGUCACCGCAUCUCUACUGGAGAGUGGAGUUCUCCAAUCGAAUCCUGUCGUGCGGAGGGGUCUCUCCUGCCUGGCAGCGGCUUCUGAUGGGGGUCUUAGAAGCACCUAUGAAAAUGCUCUUUUGGCCUAUACCUACGGCUUAGCUGGUGAUGCGGAAAAACAGCAACCUAUCUUGGAUGCCUUGUUACAAACUGCUACUAGAAUGGGCGGUUUUAUAUACUGGGAAAGGGAAAAGAGGCCUCAAGGGGAAAAGCCCUCCUCCUUCUAUCUGCGUGCUCCAUCUGUUGAGAUUGCGAUGACCAGUUAUAUCCUGAUGGCUUGGCUGAAACAAUCAAAUUUCUCUCAGGAGGACCUGGUGCUUGCUUCACAGUGUGCACGGUGGAUUGUCAGACAGCAAAAUCCUAAUGGAGGUUUUUCCUCUAGUCAGGACACUCCUGUGGCUCUCCAAGCUUUAUCUCAGUUUGGCAGCCUGACGUUUACCAAAGAUGCUCAAAAUACAGUAACUAUCACUGGUGCCGGGGGAUCUUUUAAGAAGACCUUCCAGGCGGAUAGCAGCAACAGCAUCCUCCUACAACAGAUUGCACUGCCCAGUGCUCAAAGCAACUACAGUGUGGAAGUGCAUGGCUCUGGAUGUGUCUACACACAGACAACCCUGAAAUACAACAUCAUCCUGCCUGCACAGGCCUCUGGGUUUGCUCUGUCUGUGCAGACAAGAAACGCUUCCUGUACCGGGGAAUUCCCACCCAGGUUUGAUGUUGUCAUAACAACCAGUUACACGGGAGAGCGCAACACUUCCAACAUGGCCAUCAUUGAUUUGAAGCUGCUGUCUGGUUUUGCUCCUGACCAAUCGUCCUUACAGAAGCUCCAUGACAAGGUGAUGCGCACAGAAUCCAAGAAUGACCACUUAUUCUUCUAUCUGAACCAUGUCUCAAAGAACGACACGACUUUUUCACUAACUUUAGAACAAACCCAUCCUGUAUCCAACAGCAAGCCAGCUCAAGUUAAGAUCUACGAUUAUUAUGAAACAGAUGAGUCUGCACAAACUGAAUAUAACACACCAUGCCAAGAAGCUUCUGAUUGAAUGCAACAAGGAGAAAGCAGGAAGAUCAGCUGUUCCUCUGAAUGAUUAAGGCUGAUGUGGAUUGGAAAAUCAUUGUCUCAACAAAUAUCCUGAAACAAAUGUCAAGGAAGUCGGUUAAACAUUUGGUUGAAAUCUAGUUGUACAUUUUUCCAAGUUUCCGAUCAAAAUGUUGAAUGUCAUGUUUACAGAAUAAAACAUCAGGUGAUUGCUGCAGC